Molecule: messenger RNA, 683 nt
Organism: Empidonax traillii (willow flycatcher)
Lineage: Eukaryota; Metazoa; Chordata; Aves; Passeriformes; Tyrannidae
Gene: CCDC137
Product: coiled-coil domain containing 137
Exons: 4
Coding region: 32-505 (157 amino acids)
Source: RefSeq, a predicted model, not a curated record
GGGGGAGUCGGAGCACUCCUACAUCUGCCGCAUGGAGCAGGAGGUGCAGCACGUCCUGUUCCUCACCGAGAACCAGCUCCAGCGGGAGCCUGAGCGGGAGGACACGGCUCCGGAGAAAUCCCAGAGGAAAAAAGAGUUUCAGAGAAAGAAGCUGGAAAAAGCUCGGAAGAAGAAAGAGGAGAAGAAGGAGGACAUGCUGGAGAAGAGCCUGUUCCAAGACACGGUGGCGUUUGGGGAGGUGGUGACACAGCCACCCACCAUCACCUCGCGGCCCCGGGGACGGGGUCCUGCCGAGCAGGCUGGACGGAAGCAGCUCCUCCUGACACCUUGGCUGGGCCAGAGCCAGGCGUCCCCCACGUCCCCCGCGUCCCCGGUGAUGUCCAUGGCUCGCCGGCGCAUCGUGGAGGAGGAGCGGGCACGGGUCAUCCAGGCCUACAGGGACAUCCAGAGGCGGAAACAGCUCCAGCGGGAGCGUUCCCAGGCCGGGCACGGGGCCCCACACUGAGCCCACCCGCAGGGGCUGUGCAUUGCUGAUCGCUCUGCAGGGACCCUGGGACUCGCAGGGGACAUUGCCGGGAUGCUCUCGUGUUGCUGCCGAGCCCUGGGACUCCCAAAGACUGCCCAGAGUGGGGUCCCUGCGGUGCCAUGGACCUGCUUGGAGUAAAAGUGCCAGUGGGAGCUGA